CUCCCCCACAUAUUAAUGGCCUGUUCAGCUGGUUUUGUCAAGUCGCCCCUGUCCCAAAUGAAACUGAUAGAGGACAUUGCAGAGCUGCACUGUGAGGUGACAGGGAACCCCAUCCCAGAGGUGCAGUGGUGGUUCAUAGAGGGCGAGGAGCCCGACGAGACCAUGACCCAGCUGUUCGAUGGGGCUCGGCGAGACCGUGUCGAGAUCAACGCCACCUACAUCCUGCACGCCACCAGCUCCAUUCACCUCUUAAACCUCACGCUCGAUGACUCCGGCACGUACGAGUGCCGCGCUUCCAACGACCCCGACCGCAACGAGCUGAAGAAGGCACCCAAAAUCAAGUGGAUCCGCUCACAGGCUAACGUUAUAGUGUUUGAAUAUCCCUUAAUUGUGUCUUCACCUAUGGAGGUGAACAACCAGACCUCUGCCAUCCUCUCAUGCAACCUUACCAACCCCCCGUCCACAGUCAAAGGUCAUUACUGGACGAGGAAUGGCAAUGUGAUCGAGUCAUCCAAGCAGGACUCUGCUGCGCUCUACACCGAGUACAUCUUGGCUAAAAUUGAUUUCCAUUCUGGUGGAGUAUAUGACUGCGUCUUCCUGUCUGAUCCUGUGGUGAAGAAAUCCAUUGCAGUCAACACUGCUAUCCAUGUCUCUGCCUACAAACGCUCUGAGCAUGGAAACGAGCAGGACAAGGGUGUGCUGGUGUGUGUCAGUCAUGGAUAUCCACUGCCUACUGACUGGAAGUGGUACAAACUGGAAGGAGAAGAAAUGCUGAAGAAGGCCAUCACCAACGGUACUGACAGGUAUGAGAUCAAGAGCACCCCCAACAGGACUACCCUGACCAUCAAUGACCUGGACAUCGCCAUGGACAUGGGCGACUACAUGUGCUACGGUGCCAGAGAAGUGGACUCUGCCUUCGACAAGAUCCACCUGCGCGUCCGCAGCCGCCUGGCCGCCCUCUGGCCCUUCCUGGGCAUCGUGGCAGAGGUCAUCAUCUUGGUCAGCAUCAUCUUCAUCUACGAGAAGAGGAGAAAGCCUGAUGAGAUCAACGACGAUGAGGACUCAGGUUCUGCUCCCCUGAAAAGCAAUGCUGCCACAAACCACAAGGAUGUCAGGCAAAGGAACUCCAACUGAGAGAAGAUGAGAGAUAUCCUGAUGACGAUCUUCCAGGAUGAAGAGCAUUUGCUGAGCGUCACAUAAUCUAGUGCACCCUGCGAAUUUUAAACAACUUUAAAUUUCAAUUCUUGAACGUUAAUGUCUUGAAAUGGACGGAAUUGUACUUCUAUAUUUCUCUCCAUAUUGUGCUUUCGGCUUAAGGCCAUUGGCAAAAAAAAACAUGUUUUUGCAUGAGUUUUAUUGCCGUUCUAGAAGUGUUUGUUCGUAGUGAAGUCCAUUGUAAAAGUUUACGUGGGAAUGAUCUAUUGGUGGUUUUUCUAUUUGUGCUUAUAGCUUCCUCCACUGUCCUUCACGUCUAAAUAUCUGCUCUUAUAUUUGCAAGCAUGAACAGCCACCUGUUAAGCAACAUGGAUCUUACUACGAUUGUGAAAUGUUUGGACACUGACAUGCUUUUGCCCCAGGCCCUAUUACCACACCUGACUCCAAUAAUCAACUAAUCAUUGUCUUUAGAAUACAAUUAGUUUAAUCAGGUGUGUUUAGAUAUAGGGCUGGGGACAAAUGACGACAUGAAUCAGGCCCCUGAACUGGAGAGGCCCAUCAAUGCAUCCCUCACAUAGUUGGCUGAGUUAUAGGAUACACCUUAACACAGUCCAUUUGACUUCCUCCACUGUAUUUGAUUUUCAGCAGAGGAAGUUGUAAUACUGUAGGUAGUUCCUAAAUUAAACGCAGCAGGUAGGAUUAUAAUGCAAUUUUGUCUGAGUUCCUGCUGUAUUUAAUACAUGCGCUGUUGAGAUUUUUAGGCUAAUCACUGCAAAAUAAAAUCCAAGCUUUUUGGAGUUUUACUACUAUGUUAAGGUGUAGUUUUGACUUUUCUAUGCUUUUUGUUGCCAUAGUCACAUCAUAGUAAUACUUCCUGAGAAAGGACCAAGUAUAAGAGAUGGGUUUUCUGCUUCUGAACAACGACUAAUACUAAUGUAUUAAUCAGAAUGGAAGGCUAUUUUUAAAUGGCUUGUUUUCUUGAAGGGUACAUGGAACCUAAACAGGAUUGACACUAUUGAAGCAUUGUCCUUUUUCUAACCUCCACUUUGUAGACAACUCAGAAGCCUCAUGUGGCUUCUAACUUGAUUUAGUAUUGUGACUGGAUGUGCACCGGUAGUUUAAGAAGUACAUGUGAAAAUAUGACUGUCAUUUAUUUUGCUUAAAAGUAACUAAUUAGAUUCUACACAACUGUACCAAUUUGCACAAUCUCAAUAAAGUGAUCUGAUUUAA
This is a messenger RNA of Oncorhynchus masou masou (cherry salmon), 2385 nucleotides long. It is a transcript of the gene bsg, whose product is annotated as basigin. Gene Ontology annotation, biological process: homophilic cell-cell adhesion; dendrite self-avoidance; axon guidance. Gene Ontology annotation, molecular function: cell-cell adhesion mediator activity. Gene Ontology annotation, cellular component: plasma membrane; axon. The coding region runs from base 16 to 1134 and encodes 372 amino acids. The record is from RefSeq and is a predicted model, not a curated record. Lineage: Eukaryota; Metazoa; Chordata; Actinopteri; Salmoniformes; Salmonidae. The transcript has 8 exons.